CCUUUGGAAUCCACCCAGCUGGAGCCUUGCAGCCUGCAGCCCUCACUCGGAGAGGCAGCGAGGGCUGGGAAGGAAGGCAGACAGGAAGGAAGGAAGGAAAGAAGGAAGGCAAGAAGGAAGGUGUCUGUCCUGGACACGCCAUGGCCGCCCGCACCGUGCCCCACGCCUACCCCAUGAGCUCCGAGUACGAGUUUGCCAACCCCAGCAAGAUCUACGACCAGAACUUUGGAGAAGGUGUGUCCCCGUCGGAGAUUUUAGCCCCUGCCCUGUACCACGGCUACUACAUCCGACCCCGCAUCAACAAGCAGCUGGAGAGGGGCACCUCGGAGAUCUGCCUGAACCAGCACAAGUUCCAGGUGUUCCUGGACGUCUGCCAGUUCCUGCCCGACGAGCUCAGCGUCCGCACCGUGGACAACCUGCUGGAGGUGGUGGGGCAGCACCCGCAGAAGGCUGACCGCCACGGCUUCGUCUCCAGGGAGUUCACCAGGACCUACAUCCUGCCCCUGGACGUGGAUCCCCUGCUGGUCAGGGCCACGCUGUCCCACGAUGGCAUCCUGAGCAUUGUGGCUCCCCGGACGGGCAAGGAGGUGAAGGCCAGAGUCAACGAGGUGAAGAUAACCCAGCAGGAGCAGCCGCUGGGGGAGGAGGAACGGGCUGAGGAAGGAAAAGAGAAGGAAAAAUCCUAAAGGCCGCAGAUCUGGGAAGGUGGGAGGGACAGGGAUGGGGAAUCCGCAGUGCCAGAGCCCUGUUCCUCACCUUCAGUGUUUAGCAGGGCCCUGAGGCAGCCACACUUCUGCUUCUCAAGGCUGAUGGCUGGGAACAAGAGG
This is a messenger RNA of Passer domesticus (house sparrow), 827 nucleotides long. It is a transcript of the gene HSPB2, whose product is annotated as heat shock protein family B (small) member 2. Gene Ontology annotation, cellular component: cytoplasm; nucleus. The record is from RefSeq and is a predicted model, not a curated record. Gene Ontology annotation, molecular function: structural constituent of eye lens. The coding region runs from base 141 to 686 and encodes 181 amino acids. Gene Ontology annotation, biological process: response to heat; negative regulation of apoptotic process; protein refolding. The transcript has 2 exons. Lineage: Eukaryota; Metazoa; Chordata; Aves; Passeriformes; Passeridae.